This is a messenger RNA of Tribolium madens (black flour beetle), 896 nucleotides long. RefSeq lists its product as uncharacterized. The transcript has 4 exons. The coding region runs from base 3 to 896 and encodes 297 amino acids. Lineage: Eukaryota; Metazoa; Arthropoda; Insecta; Coleoptera; Tenebrionidae. The record is from RefSeq and is a predicted model, not a curated record.
UAAUGGCCGCCCAGACUGUUUUUGUCGGAAAAACGUUUAAUUCUUACGAUGAAUUGACGUUAUUUGUGUCACAAUACGAGUUAUUUCAACGUCAAAAAUUCUGGAAAAGGUCAAGUCGAAAAAUUAGUUCCACUCCCAACAUUAAACGGUUCAUCAACCCGGAAUUGAUUUACUACGAAAUAACGUAUUCGUGCAUACAUGGGGGUGAAAAAUACAAAUCGCGGAGUAAAGGCUUGCGGAAGUCGAUUUCGUUUCGGCUCGAAGCGCCCUGUAAUGCCUUUAUUAAGUUGCGAGCGUCGCGGGAAGGGGAUUGUUUGGAGAUAAAAAGCUUCAACGAGGAGCACAAUCACGAUUUUAACCAGACUCGCUGGAAUGUGGCCCAAAUGGAGGCUUUAAUCGAACAGUACAAAAAACACCCAAUACUUUACAACCCCAACCAUGGGGACUACAGAAAUACCGAAUUGAAAAAACACAGUUUGUGUAACAUAGUCGAGGCUUUGCAAGCCGUCCGUUCCGGCGUAACUGAAAUCGAAAUCGUCACACAAUGGAAUAAUUUAAUCGCAAAAUACUCAAACGAAAUAACAGACACGAACGAAGAAUGUCACAGUUGGUACGCCCAAAAACUGUCAUUUUUGGACCAUCAUGUCGACUCCUCGGUCAAAUACGAGGAAAUUUUCGAAAAUGAUGAAGCAUCUCGAUCACCAGAAAUUCAAAUCAAGGAAGAAAUUCCAGACUCGCCACCACCAAAACGCGACAAAUCCCCAAAAGUCGAAUGUGACAUUUUUGGGGAUUUUGUUGCCGCACAGUUGAAAAAAAUCACCAGUGGUAGUGUACGCCAAGACGCUAUUUUUGAAAUACAUCAAGUGUUACACAAGGCAUUAAAAACUGAACUGUAA